AUGUAUCGGAACGUGACUAAAGUGUUGAAUACUAGAGCUGUUUCACAAUAUGUGAUUUUUGAUGAAGGGCAUCGAGAAAACAAAAUGAUCAAUGAACAAUCUCUUCAACAGGCGAAAAUAAAAAUAGAAGAAUUGUUUUUGGUAACGGCAAAGCGUACGUCAGAUGCUCCAAGUUUACCAGUUAUCGUUAUCGAGAAAGAAACGUGCGUUGCCGCUUGGGAGUGGUAUUCAUUUUUAUUUGGUAAUGCACUUGCACUAUUCCGCACACAAACACAGUCAGUCGUAGAAAAAUUAAAAUCAACAACAUUAUCACAUGUACAAAAAAUUCUUAAUAUUGAAUUUAAUAUUUUCAUGCGUAGUGCAUUAACUGCAAAAGUUCCAGGAACAGGAAGAACCGCUCCAUUCCAUAAUAGUCCUCAUUUACUGGACCCAGCGUUACAAAAGUUGUUGAGUGAUGGGACUAUUAUUCAAGGUUAUUUUCUUCUGGAUUCAAAACAACACAAACAUCUCUCGUAUAUGAAGUUACCUGUACCAAUCGAUAAACAAAAAAGAGAUAUUUUUGAGAGAAAUUUUAUCACGUAUGAGAUAUCAUUAGAUGCAUACGAAGAAAAUUAUUUUCAUGAAAAAAAGCCGUCAAAUCAAGUACUAUCACAAGAAGCUAUCGGUAUGUUUCGACGACGUGCAGAGUUAGUGCCACAUUAUCACAAACAUCAAGAAUUGAAUGAAAUCAUCGAUGAUUAUCUUCAAUGUGGUGAAAUUAUUCCAGUCUUUAAGGAAGAUAAAGGAGGCAAGGUUAUAACAUGUUAUGAAAUUUCUCAAACAGCAACGGCAUUUGAACCACAAACAAUACCGAUAACAGCGGCGGUAAGCAUAACAAAUCAAGCGGUAGCGAACAAUCACCAAACUGUUAAAGAAAACAUGGUUUCAAAAGAGUCCAAUCCGAAACCAACAACAGUAUCGACAGGGGCUUCGAUAUCUCUUCCGCUAUCAACAACAAAUGUUAACCUACAAAAUUCAUCAUUUCAAGAACUGCUCGCGUCAUUCACACCACAGCAACUUCAAAUGUUAACGAAAGCAACGUCUACAGAUUCUCAUCAAUACCCACACAAAUCUGAUUCUUAUGAAUUUGUGAAUCAGGAUCUGCUUGAAAAUGAAUUUCAAAAUCAAUUACAAGAUUUUCAUGAUGACGUUACAAGUCAAAGAGCUGUCAUACUUAUCGGCAAAUCAGUUAUCGGUCCAAAGGCCAAGAAUGAUCAAACAAGUGACGAUUCAAGCGACGAUGAACACAUGAAAGUAUCCGAUAACGAGCAUCCACCGUCUCCGUCGAUACAACCUAAUGACCAGAUAACGACCAAUGAACAAGUUGAAAAUCUAACUGCCGACACAACGGCAAAACAUUUGCUAGUGGAUCCAAAAUUGAAAAAGAUUGCAAAGAAAAUUAUGCUUCAUAAGUCGGUGGUGUUUGCUCAGGCUGAUAUGACUCGUAUAACCACACAUGGUGUUGAACGGGACAAAGCAAAAGAUAUGUUGCUUGCUACCGGUCUCAAAUGGAGUGAAUAUGUCGAAUCCUACACAAAGUACCAUCCUAACUGUGUAUCAAGCGGUAAUUCGACAUGGAAAAUUACAGAAGAAGUUGCUGCAUUAUUAGAUAAUGAUUAUUAUUAUGCUCAAUAUGUGCGUUACAAUAGGGUAACAUGUUAUACAAAAGACAAGUAUUUUAAACGUUAUUAUGAAUAUUUAUACUCGUUGUUUACAUCUUUUUGGACACGACAUCAAACAAUAUCGAAGGCAUGCGAUCCCGAAAAAUGUUCCAGAGUGUUUAUAACCGAUGGACAUCGAAAAGCCAAUCGAUUCGUGUGUGCACAACAAGAUGUAUUUGAUUUUCAGAUUCCCGAAAUGGGUGGUGUUGUCACUGGAUGCUCAGAAACACCAAGACGCAACACAGGAAACAAAACAUUCUGUGACUUUCAUCAACCAACAAACAAUACAACACCGACUCAACAUACAAGUGAUAAUCUGCUUCGUGCGGACACUGGCAAGUUGAAAAUCGCAAAAGAUGCUGUAAAUCAAGAAUACGAAGCAGCCGAAGAUCAAGACAUAUGCAACGUGUUCCGUGAGGACAUUAUUGAUGAAAAAAAACGAUCAAGCUACGGAUUCUUGGCUACAUUUCUGAAUUGUAUGGUAAUUGUCGGUUUCGACGAGUGUCCGAGAUCUGAAGGACUACAAGUGAUACCACCAGAUAUUCAAACACGAGUACAUGAACUGGUGGAUCAAACGUCGCUAAGUUCAAAACAGUCAUCGAACACAUCUUCUGCCACCCAACUAUCAACAGUAAUAGAUUCACCGUCCCAACAGCUGCUAUCCUCAAUCACUCGCAUUAAUACAAAUGAUAGUGCAACAAAAGCCGACAUUAGUACAAAGCUUCUAACAAAUCCAACAUCAGGAACGAUAGCAACCGCAACCGCCUCAACGCUUCGUCUCAUUGCACCACAAAUCAGUUCACAAGUUCAGAAAGCAUCAACUGCAAAAGAACGUUUUAAUCGACAACCGUCCAGAAGACUCAAUUCCAGCUUCGUCCUGAUGCUAUUUGAAAUAUUCUUAGCUAUACCACAUUACAGCGAAUAA
Molecule: messenger RNA, 2625 nt
Organism: Didymodactylos carnosus
Lineage: Eukaryota; Metazoa; Rotifera; Eurotatoria; Philodinida; Philodinidae
Source: the annotation of a GenBank genome assembly